AUGGCCGCGACGGGAAUCGAACCGGAAGCUGAGGACGUCGCAGCCGCGAUGGAGAGUUUCUUUGAGGAACAGAAGCAGAAAUGCUAUCUACUGCUGUCAGAGUACAACGGAACGUCGGUAAAUAGUACCGCGCAAUUUUACCACUGUCCACCGUUGUUCGACGGUUUCCUCUGUUGGCCAUUCACGAAGGCGUCGACGAUCGCGAUUCUUCCUUGCCCGCCUGGAACGGACUUCGGCUACGACAUGGAAUCGAAAAUCACCGUGGAGUCAACCAAUCGAACGAUAGCCACCAAAAUCUGUCUCUCGAAUGGCCAGUGGUACAGGAAUUCAGAAGGAAUUCCAUGGAGCAAUUACAGCCUCUGCGAAUCCUCCGAAGACUUUAUCGCUCGCUCCAUAAUGAGAAUCACCGAUCUGAGGAUCGGGAUGACCCAGUCGCACAACUACGGCAGCUUUGAAUCCUUCUUACUGAAUAAAUGGCUGCCCAUUGUGAGAAUUGUCUCGCAGAUCGGAUACGCUACCUCGUUCUCUAUGCUAGUCGUUGCAAUGAUCAUUUUCUCUCUUCUGAGGAAGCUUCGAAAUCCCAGAAACCGCUUGCACAUGCAUCUCUUCGCCUCGUUCAUAAUGAGGGCAUUCAUGGCUCUCAUCAGGGACUGGAUCUUCGUCGAUGGAGUCGGCCUGGCCGUGGACGUUGUCUACGUCGAUGGGAAGAACGCGUUUAUCAAACAACGAAAUUUUCAGGCGUUGGUGUGCAAGACUAUCACGAGCACAUGGCAGUAUUUCAUCGUUGCCAAUUACUCGUGGAUAUUGAUGGAAGGCCUGUAUCUUCACAAUUUGGUCGUCUGUGCGUUUUGCGCCGACAGUGCAGCGAUUAAUUUAUACAUCUUGAUGGGCUGGGGGUUGCCUAUCUUCGUGGUGGUACCUUGGAUAAUAAUCCGGGCCACGAUCGAGGACACCCUUUGCUGGACCACACACGAAAAUCCGUCUCUGUUCCUUCUCAUCAGAAUACCCAUCAUGAUAUCGACCCUGUUCAACUUCCUGCUGUUCGUCAACAUAGUGCGCGUUCUGUUCAUCAAGUUCAAAACCUCGGUGCACCUGCAGCGCAAGAAGAUGCAGUACAGCAGGUGGGCCAAGUCCACUCUAGUCCUCGUGCCCCUAUUCGGAGCUCACUAUACUCUGUUCAUGGGCCUGUCUUACCAUAAAGACCAUCUUGUGGAACUUGUCUGGCUCUUCUGUGAUCAGUUCUUCGCCUCUUUUCAGGGUACCUUUGUGGCUUUGCUCUACUGUCUUCUCAACCUAGAAGUUCGAACGGAAAUAAAAAGAGCCUGGAGAGCCAGAUGGUCGAAGAACGCCGACAUUUGCUUCUCCUCGUACCGUGAAUCUAGAAAGAGAAAAAUGAAACGUCAAUCCAAACGAUCCAACGAUUACGAACAGCCUUCCAUCAGUGGCACCACUAUGAGAAAUCUGUUUGUAGUGCAGGUAGACAAGAGAUCGAACGAAUUCUGGCCGAACAUGUUGGAAAUGGAGGCAGGAUAG
Messenger RNA from Dufourea novaeangliae, 1533 nucleotides. It is a transcript of the gene Dh44-R2, whose product is annotated as secretin receptor. The record is from RefSeq and is a predicted model, not a curated record. Gene Ontology annotation, cellular component: plasma membrane. Bases 1 to 1533 code for a protein of 510 amino acids. Gene Ontology annotation, molecular function: peptide hormone binding; G protein-coupled peptide receptor activity. Lineage: Eukaryota; Metazoa; Arthropoda; Insecta; Hymenoptera; Halictidae. Gene Ontology annotation, biological process: adenylate cyclase-modulating G protein-coupled receptor signaling pathway; cell surface receptor signaling pathway. The transcript is spliced from 9 exons.